This is a messenger RNA of Lottia gigantea (owl limpet), 1055 nucleotides long. RefSeq lists its product as hypothetical. The transcript has 2 exons. Gene Ontology annotation, molecular function: chromatin insulator sequence binding. The record is from RefSeq and is a predicted model, not a curated record. Gene Ontology annotation, biological process: regulation of transcription by RNA polymerase II. Bases 138 to 1028 code for a protein of 296 amino acids. NCBI's taxonomy places the organism in Eukaryota, Metazoa, Mollusca, Gastropoda, Lottiidae. Gene Ontology annotation, cellular component: chromosome.
CUUCCAUGCUAGUCUCGGUCUCGUCUUUGCAAACUGUUCGUAAAUAAAGUUUGGCUGGAUAGGAGAGACUACUUUCAUGCCUGUCUUUAGAAAUUAAUUAUCAGUUGUGUCAAGAAUCAGGAGGCUUAUAAUUAAAUAUGGACUUUAAAAUCAAGAGGUCUAAAACCAAAAGCAGUCAAAAUGUAAGAAAGGCAAAAGAGAAUCCUGCCUCACAGAAAUCUGACAUCAGUUGCACAAGUGAGACAUCAGACUUGGAUCAUGAAAAAGAAAGUGAUUCAGAAAAUGUAACAGGGAGAUUCGUGUGUGAUGAAUGUAAGAAAGUUCUGUUCUCAACUAAAGCUGUCACUAUACAUAAGGAAAAGUAUCAUAAAAUAAAAAAGAAAUCAUCUGAUGGAAGUAUUAUUAAGCAUUGUGAGUUCUGUAAACAGAAAAUUUGUUUAACUCCAACAAAAGAGAAUAGAUUAAUUGACGACAUAGUUUGCUUACGAUGCAGAACUUCUUUGUAUAAACCUGCUGUUGAAGAUUCAACGGAACCUGUGAAGAAUGAUGAUGAGAAAACUGGUUUAGAAUGUGUUGAUUGUGGUCGUUGGUUUGACUCGAAGAAUGGGGUGACUAUGCAUAUGCGAAUGCAUGAACAGAAAAAUGAUAUAGUCAGGUACGUGUGUGAUAUAUGUAAUUAUGAGUGUGUGAUUCUCUCUGAUGAUUUCCUCAACCAUUUUCAAACUCAUGGUGACAAGCCGCGAAAGGGAAAAGAUUUGAAGUGUGGAUAUUGUAAUAAAACUUUCUCUAAAGUUAAUAAAUAUGAAAAGCAUGUAAAAAGCCAUUCAGAAUAUGUUGCAUCUGAUAAAAUGAUAUUGAAAUGCUGUAAACCAUUCUGUAAUGCCAUGUUUCGGAAGAAAGACUGGUUUGAAAAACACCAAUAUAUGCAUCAGUAUUUAAAUUAUGAGUGCAGUGUAUGUCAUAAAUAUUUCAAAACUGCCAAAGGUCAUGGAAGACAUUUCAAAAUAUGUGGAACUACAAAAAUAUAAAUUAAAUCUAAUUAAAAUGCUAUGUUU